GUGUAGAGCAGAGUGUGAGAGAGAUUUCAAGGAGGAGAGAAAAAGAAGUGGUUAGCAGGAGGAGGCCGGGAGGAGGCCAGGAUGCGGCCGGUAAGGCACCUGCUACUGUUGUUCCUCGUCCUGGGAGCGAGCCUCGCCCCGGGCACGCGGUCCGAGUUGGUCAGAUGCUUCGAGGUUUCCGAGAACGCACGGCCAGGUACCAGGGUGGGCUUCAUCGACGCGGAGAACCCUCCGUAUCUGCUGGUUUCGGUGUCAGGAUCAGCGGUGGAUGCCGAUCUUACGGUCGACCAAACGACAGGGGAGAUAAAGACUAAGGUGCCAUUGGAUCGAGAGACAAGGCCUUCUUAUACCUUGGUAUCUCUGCCGCAAAAUGUCAAGGUGGUUGUUAAGGUGUUAGACGAGAACGACAAUGCACCUAGAUUUCCCGUUGAUCGGGUAGACGUUGAAUUCCCCGAGAAUUCGCCAAGAGACGCGAAGCGUGCAUUGCCACCGGCAAAAGACCCCGAUCUCGGUCAGUACUCGACCCAACGUUACGAGAUCGUUUCGGGUAACGACGGCGAGGCGUUUAGAUUGUCGCAGCAUCGUGGUCGCGAUGGCGUACUCUAUCUGGAUCUUCAGAACGGUGGUACAUUGGAUCGCGAAGCUCGUUCGAACUACCGUCUGGUGAUCGAAGCUCUCGACGGGGGCUCGCCUGCCCUACGCUCGAGGCUGCACGUGAACGUGACUGUGCAGGACGUCAACGACAAUCCACCGAUCUUCAAUCAGACUCGGUACUCUGCGAGCGUGCCGGAGAACGCGACCGUCGGCACGCCGGUUUUAGCCGUGAAUGCGUCCGACGCCGAUGCUGGUGAAAACGGUCGGAUCGAGUAUUCGAUCAAUCGUAGACAAUCCGAUCGCGGCGAGAUGUUCCGCAUCGAUCCGGAAACCGGUAUGGUUUAUGUGAACAAGGCGUUGGACUUCGAGUCGAAGGAUCGUCACGAGUUGGUGAUCGUAGCAAGAGAUCGUGGUGCGCAACCGCUCGAAGCGAGUGCUUUCCUCUCCGUUCGUGUCACCGACGUCAACGACAAUCAACCGGCCAUCACGGUGAUCUUUCUCUCGGACGACGCCACGCCUAAGAUCAGCGAGAGCGCUCAACCGGGCGAGUUUGUAGCGAGAAUAUCGGUCAGUGAUCCUGACUCCAGGACCGAGUAUUCGAACGCGACGGUCACGUUGACCGGUGGCGAAGGACAUUUUGGUUUGGCUACCCGAGAUAAUAUAAUCUAUUUAGUGGUCGUUGAGAGACCCCUCGAUCGAGAGGAAAAGCCCGUUUACGAACUUUCCGUAGAAGCUACGGACGCUGGUACACCGCCCUUGAGAGCGGUACGUAAUUUCAAGUUAUUGGUCACCGACGUCAACGACAAUGCGCCUAAAUUCGAACGUGAUACUUACGAGGCCCAUCUUCUCGAAGCAUCCGAACCAGGUACAUCGGUUCUACGUGUCGUUGCCACGGAUUUGGACGAAGGUGCCAAUUCGGCAGUUAGAUAUUCCAUACGUAAUUCCACUUGGUUUGCCAUCGACGAGAUUUCAGGAUUGAUCAGCACGAUCAGUCACGUCGAUUGUGAAGCAGAUCCAGCUCCUAUUCUCAUAGUUGUAGCAACCGAUUCUGGUCGUCCACCUUUAAGUAGUAGUGCUACAGUUCGCGUUACGGUUCACGAUCUCAACGACAACGAACCCAUCUUCGAGAAGCCGUUGUACAAUGCCACCGUGCCUGAGGAUAUGCCAGUUGGACGCUGUUUUCUCAAGGUACAAGCUACCGAUCCGGAUUGCGGAGUUAAUGCUAUGGUGAAUUAUACCCUGGCAGCCGGAAGAUUGGAAAGCGAAUUGCUUCAAGCACGUAGCGACACAGGAGACAUUUGCGUGAGAGCACCGCUAGAUAGAGAAACUGCUCCCUACCUUGAGAUUCCCGUAAUCGCCACCGACAGAGGUGGUCUCAGUACAAUAGCAAUCGUCCGAGUACAAAUAACCGAUGUUAAUGACAACAGUCCAAUAUUUGAACCACAAAAGUACAACGUGACUUUAAGAAGUGACGUCCCAUUUCAAGGACCAAUAUUAAGGGUAGUAGCGAGUGACCUAGAUGCAGGAUUAUUUGGACAAGUUGCAUAUAGAAUAACCAGUGGCAAUGAAAAUGGAAUAUUUCGAAUAGAUCGAAACACCGGUGAACUUCACGUUUCUAGGCCAAGUCUUCUUUCAAGAUCAGCUUCACACCAACUUAAUGUUACUGCCACCGAUGCAGCUGGAUUGAAAAGUACCGUCGAUGCAGAAGUUAGAAUAACGAUGUCCUCGCAAGGACACAGGACUUGUGAAAGACCACGAUACGUUCUCUCAGUUAAAGAAAAUCAACCACAAGGUACUGUCGUCGGUGGUAUCAAGGAUACUACAUCAUCAUUAUCAGGUGAACGACCAAGUCGAUUUUAUUUAGCUACAAACGAACCUGAUCUAUCCAUGGAUCCCAACACGGGGAUGCUGAGGAUUCGAUUACCCCUCGAUCGAGAAACACGAGACAAAUACAUUUUAAGCGUCGAAGCGAGAAACGGUGUUUCAACUGGAUAUUGUCAAGUGGAAUUAUUAGUGGAAGAUGUAAACGACAAUGCACCUUACUUUCGAAGUGUAAGCUUACGAAUUUCGGUACCAGAAUCGCAUCCCCUCCACACGGCCCUGUUCGUAGCACAUGCAACAGAUCGAGACUCAACACCACCAUUACCAAUUCGUUACGUGUUAGUACAAAACAGCAACGAUUUAUUCGGCAUAGAUGGACGUACUGGUGAACUUUAUCUAGCAAGACGAUUGGAUUAUGAAACUCAACAGAGGCAUGGUUUGCUGAUAAGAGCUUUGGAUGGUGCAGGACUCUCCGCGAAUCUCAGUUUGAGCGUGGAGGUUCAGGAUGUGAAUGACAACCCCCCAGUGUUCGAGAGGAACGAGUAUCACGUGGAGGUUCCCGAAGGCGCCAGGCUCGAUUCCCAAAUUCUACAAGUGACUGCAGUGGAUCUCGACACAGGAAACAACGCGAGAUUGAGUUAUCGUCUCCAGGGUUCCGCGGCGUUUCGCAUCAGUCCAAACACCGGAUGGAUUUACCUGGCGCAGGUGCUCGAUCGUGAAAGCGUCGAUCGGUACGCGUUAACAGUACUGGCAACGGACAACGGUUCACCGGCAGCUACAGCAAGUGCUUCCGUUCUCGUAUCCGUUCUCGAUGACAAUGACAACGAGCCACGUUUCGAAAAAGAUUUUUAUGCAUUCGAUUUAUUGGAAAAUUUACCAUCCGAUACCAUAGUUGGUUCUGUCAGUGCAACCGAUUCAGAUCUUGGAAAAAACGCUUUACUAAGAUACGCCAUCGUUCAAGCUAACAGCAGUUUUUCUGUGGAUCCUGAUACAGGCGAAAUUACAACACGUGAGCCUCUUGAUCGUGAGAGGAAAGGAUCGCACGAGUUGGUACUAGAAGCAAGAGAUCAAGGGACACCCUCGAGGGCAGCUAGAGUGUCCUUGAAAGUGACCGUACUCGACGUUAACGAUAAUUCGCCAGAGAUCGUCGAUCCUCAGGGUGACGUCGUCAGCGUGAGAGAGGAGCAACCACCUGGAACAGAAGUAGCAAGAGUCAGAGCUUUAGACACUGAUCUCGGUGAAAAUGCAUCUGUAACUUACAGUAUUUUGAAAGAUCGCGACUCCGAUGGUUACAACGUCUUCACGAUCGACCCGAUCACCGGCAUGAUCAGGACCAAGGCCGUUCUGGAUCACGAAGAACGCAAUGUAUACCGGGUGUCUGUGAAGGCAACGGACGCUGGCCGACCGCCACGACACAGUGUCCGUGCUUUGAGAGUCGAGGUUCUGGCACUAGCCGAUAACCGGCCGACCUUCACCAGCAGCAGUUUUACCUUUAACGUGUGCGAGGACGCAAAUAUUGGACAAGCAGUAGGAUCGGUAUCAGGAGCAGGUCCAGCAGGACGAGUGGCAUUUACCUUGCAUUCGUUAACACCCAUCAGUGAAUUCCCAGCUUUCGACGUAGAUCGAGGUUCAGGUCAAUUGGUGGUCGCCCAUUCUCUUGAUCGCGAAAAUGUGAGCGAGUAUCAUCUGGAAAUUCGUGCGUUGGACACUACGUCGAUCGGAAAUCCACAAAGUAUAGCAGUUUCGGUGAAAAUCGUCAUCGAAGAUGCCAAUGAUAAUCCACCACGUUGGCCACAAGAUCCAAUAACGGUUCGAGUCUCAGAAAAAGCUACGAUAGGCUCGACAAUUUAUAAUCUAGUAGCUACUGACUUGGAUAGCGGUUUAAAUGGUGAUCUGAGGUAUGGCUUGGUUGCUGAGUUUCCUACGAGUGGUGGCUUCGUCGUUGAUUCCUUAACUGGUGCCUUGUCUCUAACUAAACCUCUGGACAGGGAAGAAAGAGCGGAAUAUACUCUAAUUCUUAAAGCUUACGAUCGUGCACCACCUGGUGAACAAUUGGCUUCAACUGUUACGGCUCGAAUAAUGGUACUUGAUCAAAAUGAUAACGAUCCUGUUUUCGUCGCUCCAGAGACCACUAAAAUCGCAGUUACAUCGGAUAUCUUACCAGGAGCGACUUUAGUCAGAGUUGUCGCAAUAGAUAAGGAUGCAGGUGACAAUGGUCGAAUAUCUUACGUGAUUACAUCGGGAAACGACGAGGGAAGAUUUUCAGUAGGUUACGAGUCCGGUAUAGUGAGUCUGGCAAGACCCAUGAUCCGACCCACGGAACUCGAGAUCACGGCCAACGAUCACGGAUCACCGCCACGCAAGGCCACCCUGAAGCUGACCUUGACCCUUGCCGCUGGACAAACCAGAGGACCUCCUCGACUACUGCUUUCUAAUCCUGUCGCUCGGAUCUCCGAGGAUCUUCGAACUGGCGCAUCCGUUAUGGACGUUGCUGGACCAGCCAUCGUCGAUCAAGGCAAUAUUAGCUUCAGCAUACCGACAAACGUAGCCGCAAAUAAAUUCGCUAUUUCACCAAAUGGCCUUGUUACUCUUCGAGGAUCUUUGGAUAGAGAAGAAGUUUCGGAAUACUAUAUACCAAUCAUCGCUAGAUCCUCCAAACUUUUGGAUAUCACAACUUUGGAAGUACAGGUUUUAGAUGAGAAUGACAACAGUCCGAAAUUUCGUGCUGGAUCUUGCUACACUUUGGCUAUACCUGAAAACGGAGAAAAUUCUAUUAUUCAUACGAUUGCUGCUAUGGAUGCCGAUGAAGGAAAAAAUGGUGAACUAUAUUACAGCAUUAUUGGUGGCAAUAUUGGAAAUAAAUUCAAUUUGGAUUCUACGACUGGUGAAUUAUCGAUGAUAAAUCUGGAUCGUGAAACCGUGCCAAAGUAUGUUCUCACGAUAUCAGCAAAAGACAAAGGACGACCAAGCUUAGAAGCUCGUUGUAAUCUGACAGUGAUCAUUCUCGAUGUAAACGAUAAUGCACCAAUCUUUUCCCAAAAUCAAUACACCGAAUCACGUUCUCGUGGUGGACUUCAAAUCGAUUACAGUGGCUAUAGUUUAUCCGGUGGCUUUCAAUAUGGAUCGUCAAAUUAUCCUACGAGUUAUCAUCCUGGAAAAUACAUCGCAACCAUUUCGGAAGAUGCUGCACCAGAUUCAAGUGUAAUGUCUGUUAGAGCAACUGAUCCUGAUCAAGGUGUCAAUGGAAAAAUCACAUACGCGAUUGCUGAAGAAAACAGCUGGUUGUUCAGGGUUGACAAUUUGACUGGUGUUAUAACUACAGCUGGGCCCCUCGAUCGUGAACGUCAGAGUUUGUUCAACUUCUUAGUCGUAGCUACGGACAGUGGAAAAUACGACGCUAAGAGUACGUCGAUACCGAUUGAGAUCACCAUCACCGACGUGAACGAUAACGCACCGGUUUUCGAGGAAUAUCCUUUCCGUGCUAGAGUAUCGAUAGGUACUCAGCCAGGUCAGAAUGUACUUCGAGUCGUGGCGAAAGAUGCCGAUCACGGUGCUAACGGUGAAGUCGUUUAUUCGUUUGUGCACGAACAAGAGAAGCCAAAAUUUCGUAUACAUCCAAGUACGGGAGUAGUCACGGCAACUUUAUCAUUGUCGCAAGACAACGGGAAGACCUAUCGAUUGGAAGUCCUAGCUCGGGACAAAGGAAAUCCACCAAAAAGUGCUAAAGGUUUGAUCGAAGUUCAAGUAGGAGAAUCAGCCGAUUUAGGCCCAACUUUAAAAUUCCAAAAUGAAACUUACGACGUGGUGGUCCAAGAGAAUUCCUUAUCUGGCACCGACAUCGUCCAGAUAACUGCCGUUCGUUCAGACGGCAGGAGACAACACGUGUCCUAUUCGAUAGGAUCUGGAAACGACUUUGGUACAUUUGCCAUCGACGAGGAUACAGGAUUAUUGCGUGUGAACGACCCAGCCAGACUGGACGCCGAGCUUUGGAACGAUCUAACGGUCAGACCGAAUGAUGAACAACCAGACGAAGGCCGCACGAAUACUUGGGGUAGAUCUCUCGAGAAUCAACAACCUAAGGAAGAACCGAGAGAAAGCUCCAAGCACACAUUGACUGUCGUUGCUAGAACUGCAGGACCGGAUUCCCUUGAGGCCUAUGCCAAGGUCGUUGUAAGGGUCUCUGACGUCAACGAUAAUCCACCUAUUUUCACACAAACGCAAUAUUCCGCGACGGUACUUGAGGGUAAUACUAAAGGAGAUUUUGUGGUCAAGUUAUCAGCAAGCGACGCGGAUCAAGGAUUGAAUAGCAGAAUACUUUAUCAUAUAGUUGAUGGUAAUCCAGACAAUGCCUUCACUAUUAGUCCACCUUACAGUGGCAUAGUUCGGACCAACAUAGUACUCGAUCGUGAGAUUCGUGAAAAGUAUAGAUUAACGAUCAUUGCAACUGAUCAAGGAAACCCACAGUUGACUGGUACAGCAGCUCUUAGCGUCAGAGUAAUCGACAUCAAUGAUAACCAUCCGACAUUUCCUGAGCAUAACGUAAUCUCCGUGUCUGAAGGUACUGCAGUAGGAAGCGUAUUAACGACCAUGACAGCGAACGACGUGGACAGUUCACCUGCAUUGAUUUAUCGCUUUAGCAAUACAACGGAUCCUGGUCCGUUCAGCAUCGACAGAUAUGGUGGGAAAGUUAUUUUACGAAAACCAUUGGACGCAGAAAGAAAAUUCGAAUAUACUUUAAGAGUAAUUGCAAGCGAUGGAAUACACGAGGCAACAACAGAUAUGACGAUACGCGUUGCUGAUUUGAACGACAACGCUCCGAGAUUUCAACAAACUGCCUACGUUGCUACACUCUCAGAAGGACACGGUGGACUGCAAGAAAUACUCACGGUCAACGCUACAGACGACGAUUUCACGGAAGACAAUAGUAGAAUACGAUAUUAUCUUUUACAACCUGUCAAGGGUUUCACCGUUCAUCCAAGUACUGGUGUAUUGACAGUUAAUCGUACAGCAAUACCAAGACCAUUACCAAAAGAAGUAGAACUGACGAUUGUGGCCGAAGAUCAUGGCAAACCAUCGGCUUCAGCGACUUGUUCCGUCGUUGUAAGACUCAGCAGUCUUAAGAACACUUUACCUGGACGAGAAUACAAAAUCAAUGCGAAGGAGAACUCAUCGAGAGGCAAGACUUUGAUGAGAUUAUCGGAUGUCGAUCUUUUGGACGGUGCUAUCGUCGCUGGCGACGAGACUGGAGUUUUCGAAGUGUCCAGAGGAAGAUUGAUCUUGGCUAAAUCGCUUGAUCGAGAAACGAAAGACAUGUAUACACUUAAACUUGGUUCGAGGGAUGAAAACACAACAAUGGGUUCCUUGGUAGGAGAUGAACUUGUCACAGUGACAGUUAUCGUCGAAGACAUAAAUGACAAUUAUCCAAGCUUCCUUGAAGAACUUUAUCAAGUUUCGAUUAAAGAAGACGCAGCAUUUGAUAGUACAGUGGCCAUGUUACAUGCCAAGGAUGACGAUUUAGCUGGCACCCCAGCAGCCACUUUGACGUAUGAUAUCACGUCAGGAAAUGAUGCGGGACUCUUUCGUGUUGAGAAAAAUACUGGUGCUAUUUUGGUUAAUGCAACUCUCGACUGCGAUUUAGAACCAGAGAUUCAUAAUCUCGUUGUCAUGGCAUGUGACAGCGAUCCUUUGCUACCUCUUUGUGCUUUGGCAAGAUUAAGAAUUCGUUUGGAAGAUGUGAAUGAUAAUUCGCCUAAAUUCCCUGUUUCUGAAUAUUUAGAAUUCGUUGGUGAAAAUGAGCCAGCUGGUACAAUCGUUUUCUUGGCAAGAGCAUCCGAUCUUGAUCGAGGAAUAUUUGGCUCGUUGAAUUAUUCGAUCGUAUCAGCAGCUGCAACUGGAUUUUCUGACAUCGACGAUAGUUGGAAACUUUUUGAAGUUGAUGCCAAAUCAGGAACUGUUACUACGUGUGCUACGUUUGAUUAUGAACAACGAAAUCGUUAUGCGUUUACAUUGCGAGCAACUGACAUGGGUGGUCGUACGGCAGCAGUAAGAGUUAGAGUGGAGAUCGAAUCUAGGGAUGAGUUCUUCCCUCAAUUUACCGAGAAAAUGUACAAAUUUGGAAUUCGAAGUGGUUCUCAGAUGAUGCCGGGUACUGUGAUAGGUCACGUAACUGCUACCGAUCGUGACAAGGGACCAGAUGGACGAGUGGUUUAUCAAUUGACAUCUCAACAUCCUUAUUUUAAAUUAAAUCGAACUACUGGUGCGUUAAUUAUCAAACAAAAAUUAAUACAUAUGGAUAUGGAUGUUGAAGGGUCUUCUAGAUUAGUAGUAAGCGCCAGUUCCGGAAGACAAGGUUCUCUGUCGAAUAGUACUGUAGUAGAAAUCACUUUGGUUGAUAACGACAAUAACGAUUUCAGAGGAGUAAGUGCUACAGCAAUACCAAAUGAUAUUGGAUCGAAUAUGGCCGUUGCCGCAUCGAACGGUUUACCUGAUUGGGCUCUUGGUCUUUUGAUAACUUUACUUCUUUUGGUUCUCGCAUUUGGCGCUGUAUUUUUGUAUUUUCACUUGCGAAAUCGUCGUCACAAAAAGCCAGGAACAAAGCCAGGUUUAAACGGAGAAAACAACGCCACUGCCUCCAACAGUUAUGUGGAUCCCAGUGCCUUCGAUACUAUUCCAAUAAGAAGCGUCGUUGGAGUAGGUGGAAACGGAAAUGGAGGUUCUGCUGGAGGUGGUGGCGGAGGAGGUGGUGCUUCGUGUCAAUUCGCACCACCCAAGUACGAUGAGAUACCACCUUAUGGAACUUCAGGACAAUCGGGUCAACAGCAAGCUACAUCUGAACUCUCGGGUAGCGAUCAAUCAGGAUCAUCGGGACGAGGAUCAGCAGAAGACGACGGUGAAGAUGAAGAAAUAAGAAUGAUCAACGAGGGACAACAAACGGGAGACUCAGCAAGCGAUUUGUCCGUUCACAAUACGCAGGAGUAUUUAGCGAGGUUAGGUAUCGUUGAUCCACCAGCUGGUACUCCAAGAAGACCACCAGAAGCUCUUCCUUUAGAUAGUCUCCAUUUAUUUGAAGAUGAAGCUGCGACGGAAGCAGACAUAGCUACAUUAAUAUACGGAAAAAUCGGCGAACCUGGAAGACCUACGUCUGGUCUGGAAGUACCUGGUGGACCCAGCAUGAACGGUUCCUUAAGUUCCAUUGUUCAUAGUGAAGAAGAACUUACUGGGUCUUAUAAUUGGGAUUAUCUUUUAGAUUGGGGUCCUCAAUAUCAACCAUUAGCUCAUGUUUUUGGUGAGAUCGCUAGGCUCAAAGACGAUGCUGCCAGCGUACAAAGCGGAAAUUCUGGUAGUAGUGGUAGAGCCAAGUCUGUACAUAAAGCACCACCGCCACCUCUUUUAACUUCUGUUGCCCCAAGAUCCUUGGCAGCUCCAGCCUUGGCCAGAGCUAUCUUGCCAAGAUCACCAAUCAGUCACGAUGCUUCCACAUUCCCUUCGGCAGCUCUAAGUCCAAGUUUCUCACCAUCCUUGUCACCAUUGGCUACUAGGAGUCCAAGUAUCAGUCCUUUAGUUCCACCUACAACGCAGAGAGCCAGUCAAAGUGCCAAUAGAGGUAUCCCCGUUACCAACACUGAAUUAAGGAUCUAAAUUAAUUACUUUCUAAAUUUGUGUGGAAUAAUAUUAGUAUUGUUAUAUUGUAUAUUUAAAGUUUAAUGGCUAAUGGCUGUUUUCAUCGAAAUCAAUAACUUUAUAGAAAGACAGUGUAAAGGAACAUUUGUAUACUAAUUAAUUUGAACAAUUGCUGGAGACUCUUCGUUAAAACAGAUCAAACGUGAUAGUUUCGUAUUGAUUAUUGGGUGCUGUUGGAUAACGAAGAUUGUAUCACGAGUGAAAUGUUUUUAAGUGAAUGAAUGUGUUUUUUAACUCCUUGUAUGAAUAAUACAUAAUUUCUAAUCGAAUGUAAUAGAAUUUUGUUAUUAUAAAAUAUUGUAAUUUAAAAAAGGAGUUUAAACAUUUUCUUCAACGUUACUGUUUUCCGUUUAAAUGAACUUGUAUUUAAAAUGUAAAAGAAGAAUCUCUUUAGUAGAUAAUAAUUUAUAGAUUUUUAUUCGUAAAAUCAUGUAUGUUCGACGACAAAAAAACAAACAAAAUAAAAACUGGAUGUGUUGUAUGAAUGUAAAUCUGAUGAUAAAGAGAAUACGCGCGAGAAGAAGACUGAUCGCAUUUUAAAAAGAGUUCUCAAUAAGAUUGUAUUAAUGUAUAAUAAUUAUCUCGAUCGAUAGUAUAAUAAUAAAAAAAAGAUAAUAAUACUCGUGCGAAUAUUGUAAAUACGAUAAAUAGUAUAAACGUUUAAGUAGACGUGUAAAUAAUUAAUUCAAUCGACGAAAUCGUAACGAACUCGCCGUUAUAAUCAAAAACAAAAAAAAACAAAAAAUAUGAAUUUCAAACAAAAGGUCUAGAGACUGUUUGUAAAAUAGAACAAAUAAGAAAAGAAGAAAAAAAUUACGAUCACAACGCGUUGAACGAAAAUUAAUUACGCUUUUGUACAGUUAAAACUAAAUUCUUGUAAUAAUUUUUAAUUAUUUCUAUAACGUAGAGUUCAAAAUU
Polistes dominula (European paper wasp) is the source of this 11013-nucleotide messenger RNA. Its product is annotated as dachsous cadherin-related 1. The record is from RefSeq and is a predicted model, not a curated record. Gene Ontology annotation, molecular function: calcium ion binding. NCBI's taxonomy places the organism in Eukaryota, Metazoa, Arthropoda, Insecta, Hymenoptera, Vespidae. Gene Ontology annotation, biological process: homophilic cell-cell adhesion. Gene Ontology annotation, cellular component: plasma membrane.